GGAAGCUCCAAGCAAAACAAAGCCCGAGGCCAGCCGGGCGGUCGCGGCGGCGGCAGCAGCGGCGGCGGCGGGAUGAGUCGCCGGCUGCCCGGGCUGAGGAGAAAGCGCGCAGCGGUGACGGCGUCGGCGACCUGAGACGAGGCGCGCGGCGCUCUCUAUGCCCCCCCCCGCCGCGACCCCCCGCCCAGCUUCGCCCGCCGGCCGUUGGGGGCGUGAGGGAAGCUCCGCCCCCCGCCCCGCCCCCGCAGCAGGUGCUGGCUGGCUGGCUACAGGAAGGUCUGAACACUGUCUGGGACUCGGUUGCCGCACGUUCGCCUCUUUCCCCAGGUGCUGUGUUGUCUAAACCAGGCUGGAGGUGUCUUGUCUAUUUUUAGCAAGCUGCCUCUCGCAACGGUGGCGGCGGCGGCUACGGGGAAGGGGGAGAAGAAAAGAAAAAAAAAGUCAGAUUCUCCUGCAAAGCUCUCGAUUUCCUGCUGCCCACCAAGAUCAGGAAAAAGGAGAAGGAGAUGCUUGGGUGAAAAAAAUCCAAAGGGGACAAGCUUGACUUUUUUUGCUUGGAGUCUCUGGCCGAUGCGGGAUUGCUUAGGAAACUCCUGACGUUUCCCGGGAUCUUGGCUUUGUUUGGGUUGCAGCCUCGGGUUUUAACAGUUUCUUUGGUAGCGUCUGUGUGGAAAGGGCCACACAACCUCCACAACAACGACGGCUUUUGCCUGCCUUUUCCAGUGUUUCUUUUGUCAGCAAGUUCAGCGAAAUUGUUUCUCCGGUGCCAGCUCUCCUCAGUCCGAGGAGCCAGCGACAGAAAUGGUCAAAAUGACAAAAUCAAAAACGUUCCAGGCGUACCUGCCAAAUUGUCACCGAACCUACAGUUGCAUCCACUGCAGAGCCCACCUGGCCAAUCACGACGAGCUCAUUUCCAAGUCUUUUCAGGGAAGCCAGGGACGAGCCUACCUCUUUAAUUCUGUGGUGAAUGUGGGCUGUGGCCCUGCAGAAGAGCGAGUUCUUCUGACAGGCUUGCACGCCGUAGCCGAUAUUUAUUGUGAAAACUGCAAAACCACCCUCGGAUGGAAAUACGAACACGCCUUUGAGAGCAGUCAGAAAUACAAAGAAGGGAAAUUCAUCAUCGAACUCGCUCACAUGAUCAAAGACAAUGGCUGGGAAUGAACUGCAAUAUACGAUCCCUUGUUUUCUGGACAACGCAUCUAAGGGGACAGGCUUUAUUUUAUUAAAAAAGAGGAAAAACAAACAAACCCAAGACUCACGUGGGGGGAAAAGAAGAAGGAAAAAAAACCACCGGUGGCUCAGCAGUUGAGAAAAUCCCAACCGCACAGUGAUGUGAUGUUGUGGUCCUUCCCCUUCCUUCCAAAACAUCUCUUCCCUGUUCUUGUUUCUUUUUUUCUCCCCUCCUCCCCAUCUAAAUCCCCUCUUUUUUCUAUCUGUAUUCCCGUGCGAAACACCUUAUUUUGGACGAACCUUUUUUUCUAUACGCUCAAGGAAGAAUUAUUCCAUCAUUCCAACUCACCUGUGCUAAGGUAGCCUCUCUCUCUCUCUCUUUCGACCGACGCCUCCUUCAGUGGCUCCUUUUGUGCCGUGCGUACUUUUAUUUUAUUUUUUUCUUUCCCCCCCGAUUGUCUGCUCCGGGGUUUUGAAGGAGACCCCCGUACGGACAGUCCUUGAGAAUGUAUAGGAUGAAGUGUACAUCUUUUAUUUUAUCUUCCCCCCCCCCUAUAAUUAGCUAUUUCUGUGGUCUCUUUGCAGUGAGAAAGAUUGCAGUAUUGUACUACUCAUUAUUAUUAUUAUUUUUAAAAGCGCACCGCAGCCCGUUAAGAUAUUAUUUUGGCUAGGUUUGCGAGAUUCCACGAUUGAAUCUAGCCAGGAUUUGCUUGUCUGUCUGUUUUUGUGUUUGUUUGUUUUUUAAAAAAGAGAGAAACUGUCAGAAAAGAGAUUGAGUAAUAAUUUACAAGGCUAACUUCAAAACUGUAGCUCCAAAUCGGAUGCAUUCUGAAUAAGCAGCUUUAAAAGCUUUUUUUUUUGCCUGUUAAAGAGAAAGGAAAAAAAAAAUAGAAUGUAUAGCAGGGUCUUUUAAGAUCAAAGGGCUGAAAAAAAUACGCAGCUCUUUAUUUUUAAUAAGUCGGUUUAAAAUGUUUUUUGGUACUGUAUCUUUGGAAUGGGAAAAGCCGGGGUCCCGGAGGGAUUAUUUUUAUGGCUGGUUCCAUGUAGUUUUUAAACCUAGUUUUAAUGCACUGGAUGCGAGGAGGCUGGCUCACGAUCAUCCAAGUCCCAGGCUUUGGCAGUACCGAAGCGCACCAAAAGUGGUGCUCGUGUGUGCGUGUGCGAGUUGUGUGCGUGAGCAUGUACGAAAAAGCGGCCGCGGAUCCAUCAGGAGUAGGUUGUUUAAAAAAGUUUCGCAAGCGAAUAAAAAGUGACAAUAUGGUGUUAAAAAAAAAAAAGGAACGAAAGAAUGCACGAAGAGAGUUUUGUUUUGUUUUUUUUCUUUUCAAAGGGGGUGCGUGAUUUGCUGGCUGAAUCGUCCCUAAGCACAAUUUUUUAUAAUAAAACUCUUAAUGUAAAAAGAAACAUCAUCUGGGAAUUUUUACCACCCCCCCUCCCUCCCCACUCCAUAGUCGGGGGGGGGCUGGGUCACAGAGGACCACAAUACAUGUGUAAAAGUGUGUAGCGUUUCUCUACAGGAACUUUUUGUUCAUACCAUUUUCAAGAGAUGUGAAAACUUGGGGGGAGGGGAAGCUGUUUUUGGGGGGGGGUGCAAUUUUCCUCCCAAAAUAAUUCCAAGAGGGGGAAAAAAAUGUAUAAGAGAACAUUUUACGGGAAUCAUACCAAACUGCCUAUAGCAUGAGUAACAAUUACUAUACUGCUACUGCUAAUAAUAAUAUAGGAAGCUUUACAAUGGGAUCCCUAAACGUACUUCUUACCUGUUGCAUUGCAACUCCAGCUUUUUGUCCCUGCCUAAUGGCUGCUAGUAAGCUCAUCUAACUGACAUUGAGAUCUCGAAUUGCACUUUAGCUUUUAUCCUUCCUUAUAAAAAUAGCAAGCUGCUUCUCCUGAACGUUGAGUGCUUCCCCUCCCCCCCCCCCGUACCCCGAACCCCUCUCCCCAUUUCAUUCCUCCAUAAAAUCCUUUGGGAAGAAGAACAGAUUUUACACUGUGAUGCAAAAAAAGAAAAAAAAAGGAUA
Messenger RNA from Ahaetulla prasina, 3188 nucleotides. RefSeq names its product yippee like 1 (gene YPEL1). Bases 802 to 1161 code for a protein of 119 amino acids. The transcript has 6 exons. Lineage: Eukaryota; Metazoa; Chordata; Lepidosauria; Squamata; Colubridae. The record is from RefSeq and is a predicted model, not a curated record.